Molecule: messenger RNA, 3778 nt
Organism: Mizuhopecten yessoensis (Yesso scallop)
Lineage: Eukaryota; Metazoa; Mollusca; Bivalvia; Pectinida; Pectinidae
Product: centrosomal protein of 19 kDa-like
Exons: 2
Coding region: 150-638 (162 amino acids)
Biological process (GO): trans-Golgi to periciliary membrane compartment transport; microtubule anchoring at centrosome
Cellular component (GO): centriole; spindle pole; centrosome
Source: RefSeq, a predicted model, not a curated record
UUCAAUAUGGAGGACACUUUCGAGUUUGUAGGCUAUGUUGAAUUGUAGAAGAAGACAUUUCGCUUUCAACCGUGGUCCUGCAUUUCAGAUAAAUGGCAGGAACAUACCGGUGAUGAUACUGAAAAUUUAGAGAGAAUAAGAAGAAAAAAAUGGAGAAUGGAAUCGAAGUGAAGAAGUGUGGAGUUAAGUUUGACCCACCCUGCAUUGUUGUCAGCUACGAAAAAGAUGGUAAACUUCGACGGAGAUCCAUGCCACUGAGAAAUUUCACUAAGAACUCGGACAUUGACAGGGCAGCUGAAGAACUGUUAAAGAAUCCCCGCCACUCAAAGUAUGUCCAUUGUCUCCCAAAAAGCCAGCUGGAGCGUCUCAUUACCAUCAUCAGUGAUAAAAUGAAGGGAAUGAGUCUUGAAGCUAGCCUCGCUCGUAAUGCUGAGCUUGAUAAAUUAGAUCCUGAAGAAGACUUGAAUAAGGUUGACCCUGAAACACUUACACGAAAGAAGGCCGUUAUGGAGGGUACGUUUGAGAAGAAUCGUGUAAAACCAGGAGACCAGGGAUUUGAGUAUGACAAGGAAGUGAGCUUUGAUGACGCUGUAGAAUCAUGUGAAUGGGACGAUGCGUCAGAGGACGAAAGUUUUUAAGUUGUAGAUUUGACUGAAAAUUCUCACUUAUUGCAGACCUUUAGAUCUAGAGAGAGAUUUGUAGGCAUUCUCAAUAUUAAAUCAGCAUGGGUCUGACAUGUACUAAAAUGUGGGCAGACUGUGAUUCUUUAUAUGUUUGAUAAAUGUGUCUCUACCUACUUUAUUGAUGUAUUUAGAGAUGGUGAAUGUUGGGAGUUAAACUGUCAUCAAAUAGAAACAAAAAAGAUCUUUGUCUUAAAUAGUUGAAAGUAAUAUAUUUUCUAAUUAAUUUGUAAUUAUAUAGAUGAUCAGAAAAUUUAAAUUUUAGGAUGGCCUCAGUUUUUGUGCCAUUUUCUAAUAAAGUAGAAAAUCCAACUGACCAACAAAAUUUGAAAUUAGUUCUCUUAACCCUUUCACCCCUAUGUUACUUUAGUAGACUCUACCAUGCAUUGAUAUGGAAGGGCCCAUUAUGGUCUACAGGGGUGAAAGGGUUAAAGUAAAAUAGCCAGUAAAACAAAUUUAAGUUUUUUUUUUUUUUUUAGUAAUUAUAUAUGUAUGUAUCAAGGAAACCUUAUUGUUCAAUAGUCAUACAGCGAUAAUGUUAUGUAUAGAAAAAGGGAUAAAUGUUGUGAUGAGCCAAAGCUGCCAUACAUCUGCACAAAACACAUAUUUCUCACACUGGUACAUGCAAUUGUAUAAUAAAUUGUAGAAAAUCACUUUUGCUGUUAUUACAAAGAUGAUAAAAUGGUCGGGUGUAUGCUAGUAAUGGUUUUAUUUGCCAUUUUGAGGGAACAAAUAAUUAAUAUCAAAAGACAUAUUUUUAAAUAUUUUUUCCCUAGUAGAAGUGACAUCACAGUACACUCUUGGUGGUCAGGAUUUUUAGGUCACCUGCGACAUUGUUAGAAAUUUUACACAUACUACCAUUGGUGCAACAUUAAUGUAAUAAGAAAUCAUGUACAUCUCUAUUUUUUAUUUAUUCACUUGUUGCUAGCAUGUUUAAUUCAUGUAUUUCAUUGAUAGUUGAUUUUAAUGAGGUAUAUAUAGAUUAAUAUUAGUUUUCUCAUGCAAAACUUAUUAUUAUUUUGUAAUAGAGGUCAUUAUUUUUUCAUUGCCUCCAUGGGGAGUUGAACCAGGGACCUCUGGUUUAUUAGUCUUGUGCUCUACCCAAUGAGCUAAAGAGAAAUACUCCCUGGCUGAGUCUGUAGGAAGCAGCUCGUAUAUUGUACCAGGGUGACAUUUUUUUUUAGUGAGAAGUGUAAUACAUAUCUCACACUAAUGGUAUCAUAUUGUGAGAAAUGUAAUACAUAUCUCACACUAAUGGUAUCAUAUUGUGAGAAGUGUAAUACAUAUCUCACACUAACACACUAAUGGUACCAUAUUGUGAGAAGUGUGAUACAUAUCUCACACUAAGACACUAAUGAUGUUAUAUUGUGAGAAGUGUAAUACAUAUCUCACACUAAGACACUAACGAUGUUAUAUUGUGAGAAGUGUAAUACAUAUCUCAUGCUAAGACACUAACGAUGUUAUAUUGUGAGAAGUUUAAUACAUAUCUCACACUAAGACACUAACGAUGUUAUAAUGUGAGAAGUGUAAUACAUAUCUCACACUAAGACACUAACGAUGUUAUAUUGUGAGAAGUGUAAUACAUAUCUCACAAUAAGACACUAACAAUGUUAUAUUGUGAGAAGUGUAUUACACAUCUCACAAUAAAUCAAUAGAAUAUUGUGUAUCAUUUCAUAUCUCAAAAAAGAAGACUUGUAUAAAUAUUCAAUGUCAAGGUUGUUCACGGUUUCCUGCAAACUUCAGGGUCUGAACAAUUGGGUUUGGGUCUUGCAAGGUUUACUUGACAAGAAAUGUUACGGCCAGUUUUCAGUUAAUUUUAUAAGAUUGGUUUUUGUGAUAAAAAUUGUUGAGAUUUAAGGUAACAAAAGUAGACAAUGUAGACUUUGUUUUCCUAUUUACAUCAUGAAAUGUUAAGACUGUUCCUAGUGAUAACAUGCAUAUGUAUCUCAACUUUAUAUCCAUGUCAGUAUAUCCAGGGCAUUCCCAAGAAGUUCUAAACAAAAAUGACCAUGUACUUCCUGAACGGGGAAAUCUCGAUUUAAGUGUUCACCUGUAUAGGAAAGUGUUAUUCUGUUAAAGAUUGUAAUAUUUGUACAUUGUGUCAAAUCAUUUUAACAUUGCAAUAUUGCAAUUGGAAGCAAUAAAUUGAUAUUUCUGAACAUUUGAAAAAAUGUUUUCACCAUUAUAAAUCCUUAACAAGCAUUGUUUCUGGUCUUAAUUGACUCUACCCAUUUUUUUUGCCUCGCCAACAUGACUGGUUUUGUUCAAUUCAUGGCUUGCGUGAAAUUCUUUUCUUGGUCAAGUUUUAACUGUUUUAAUAUAGCCUUGAGUCAAAGCACUGACUAUAUAUAUGUAUGUAUUUGUACCAGAUAUUUUUCUUUUUCAUUUUUUUAUUCAACUUAACCUAAAAUGAAAAAAAAACUCUGUCUGACUAAUGUGUGAUUAAAACUUGGUUUAAAUUUCAAAAAAACACAACACUCUCCAUGUCUGAUUGCAUUUUGUAGCUAGGUAGAUUAACUGAUUUUUUUAAAUCUUCAUAGGAACUGGUAGAUAUUAUAAUGUCUGUGUAUUUAUUGUUUUAGAAAUUAAUCAGAUUGAUAUUUCAAGACAUAUAUAUUAAUAUGAACAUUUUCAUAUCCUUUAAUUUUUUUACUCCAAUUAUAUUCAAUUUUAUUUUUAUUUCUACUAGUGAAGUGUGUUUCUAAUCCAUUUAAACGUAUCCUAGUAUUAUAUUUUACAUCUUUCUUUAAUUUAUUAACCUCUCACUCAUUUAGAUUCCUGUUAUCCCAUUGGAACAUGCAUGUAAAGAGUUGACAUGAUAAAUUCAAUACUCUGUAACACUGACCGAAUACAAAACUCUCCGAUGAUUGUGAUGUCAGAAAACAGAGUUUGAUUAUUUUGAACAACAAUUCCACCCACUACAAUUUUAUUGCAACUUAUAUGGGCCAGUACAGGAUUGUUUUAUCUGUGUCUGCUUAGAGGACAGUGAAGAAACUAAAACCAGUUUGCUGCCCCUAUUGAAACACUUUGGAUUAAUAGAAUCUUUCACCCCCUUGGGGUUGAGACGGGGUAAUCUCAACCCGAGGGGUAAGAUUCUU